CUUUGUUUCGCUGGCUGGCGCGUUUGUUUGCAAGGGUUACUGCGAUAAUGAAAUUUUUGGUCGAGGGGCUACGUGUUGGUGGUCCCGGUUGGGAUUCGGCCGCGGAGGACUACAAAGACGGCCGGUGGCGGAGUUGCGGUUUCGUAGGUGUUUAGGUGUGAAGGCCGCCAUUUUGGAAAAUAUACAGCGUGAUUCCAACAAUAAUAAUAAUAAUAAUAUGUAAUUUGAUGAGACAAGACGCAAGAUCCUCCAGUGUAAUUAUGUCUUUAACUCAUUGUAUAUAAAAAAAAAUUGGUUAAAGAUUAUUUCGACAGAAUUUUCCUUGUUGAUUUCCAGCAACUAAGUGAUGUCGGGCUCUUCUUCGACGCGUUCCAAAAUUUGUUCCUCAGCUUGCAGUAUUCGUUCAGUCUUAUCACGGCCACCAUCGUGAGUUGUCGAGACGCUCUGAAUUAGAAAAAUUCACCAUUAUCAAAGACGUUAAUCGAAGACACGACGGCAACCAAGUGAUACAUGACUGGCACUUAUCGUGUUUUUGCACGUUGCUUAUCAGUUCAAUUAAUUAAUUUUGUAAUUAAUUAUUACUAUUUACUUUUCUAACUAGUUUUUGUGGGUCAACACAUAACAGGAAUAUUUUAUGUAUGCUAAUCCUUACAUUUUUUAUCAGCUGACCUCAUAUAUAUGUAACACAUGCGAACGUAUUUUCUGUUUUAAUGCAGCUAUUAAAACAAAAAUAGUGAUAAAAAAUAAUUUCAAACAACAAAAGUCGUCGCAUGGAAUAUUAUUAAGUCAGACAUAUGCAUUGUGCCAUUAUGAAUAUCCGUCUAAAGUUGUAUCUUCUAAGUGCAUUCGUCUAUAUGGUUAUUAUUUCUUUUAUAUACAUCAUCGCUUAUAGAGAGAAAAAAAGAUUACACGUUAAUGGGUGUAAUGGUUCGUCACGUCAGUGCAAUCUAGUUAGCGUUAGAGAAGUUAUGGACGAUAUUAAUGGUGGAUGCAACAAUAACAAUGCGCAGAGUUAUUCAUUCCAUAAUGGACAUGGUGGGAGAAAAAGUGUUUUUUCCAAAGAAAGUGCGCUUAUUGAGGUCUAAAGUUUAGUGAGAAUUAUGUUAUAUUAACAUUAACAUUAACAGUAAAGAAUACACUUAUUAAUUGCAUUUCUCACGUGUAACAUUUAAUCUGUUGUACUGAUUUUACUUUCAAUCGAAUUUUCGAUUUAACUCGUAGCUAGAAGAUCUACGUAAGCAGUGACCGGUGUAUACGUUGUAUUGAGUAAAUUCAAGAAGGUGGCCAUCAGACUGUGUAAUUUUGUG
Messenger RNA from Zophobas morio, 1307 nucleotides. RefSeq lists its product as uncharacterized. The record is from RefSeq and is a predicted model, not a curated record. The transcript is spliced from 4 exons. The coding region runs from base 795 to 1085 and encodes 96 amino acids. NCBI's taxonomy places the organism in Eukaryota, Metazoa, Arthropoda, Insecta, Coleoptera, Tenebrionidae.